CUCUCUCACACACACACACACACACACACAACAAAAGCAGCAAGAGACAUGUCAACAACCACACCCACCUCUCCAAUCAGCUUCACAAACAGAACCCCCAUAACUACCCAAACCCUUUUCUUUGGUUAACUACCCAAAUCCAACACAUAAUCUGUCAGUCUAUGUAUUUGUCUUUGUGUACUACGUAUGUUGUACACAUAAUAUAUACUUUUGUGUAAUGGUUUGGUGGUGAAGGAAGGCCUUCUUGCUUAAGAAAAUUGUGGGUUUUUGGUUUUGGUGAAUUAGUUGUUAAGCUUUCAUUUUCUGUAUCUGAUAUUCUGGGCUGGUUGUUCCUUCGUUUGACUCCAUUUGAAGCAAGCCCCAGUCUUUCUUAAGCUCUAUUCUGUAAUGGGUUUUGGAUUAUUUGCUUCGAUUCUUCGUUAUCAGUUUAAACAAGAAGCUGGGUUGCUGAAGAAUUGGAGUUGAAUUUUGGGAUGAUGCGGUUGAGUUCUGAUAUGGGUAUUGGCCAAAGUUCAAGCUUUUGGUGGUUUGGGAGGAGGGGAUUAGGGUUUGUGCUUCGGAUUGUAUUUGGAUUUUUGGUUGGCUUCUUGCUUACACGGCCGGUGGCAGGUUUAAGACCGUUGAGGGAGAGGGCUCGGUCGUGGGGCGAUGAGUGGCUAUUUGUAAGAAAAGAUGAAAGCGAGUUGGGUCCAUUCUCUACAUGGAACAUAACAGGAACUUACAGAGGGACAUGGAAGUUUCUAGACUCUGCAAAUGGCUCUUCCAGGUUUCCAGAUUUCAGGAAAUCCACUGGCAAUUCAGUUAUUGAAUUAGUUAGUACACCAACAAAAAUAACUGGUGUACAUUAUGUUCAGGGGGUAAUUAUCUUCCAUGAUGUGUUUGACAAUGAACACAAUGUUGGUGGUGCUCAAAUCAGGGUUGAAGGUGUAUAUAUAUGGCCUUUUAGACAACUUCGAAUGGUAGCUAAUAGUGGAAAAGAGGGAGAGCUGAGUCAGGAAGAUGAUUAUCUUUUAUCGAAUCCAUAUCAUUUGCUUGGAGUUUUCUCAUCCCAGGUGUUCCAAGAAUCUCCGCGGGAUAAGAUAUGGAGAAGAAAACAUUCGCCAAUUUAUGAAAUGGAGAAACAUUGUAAUAUUGAAAUUGCGGCCCAAAUUUCGCGUGUUUCAUCCGCCCAAAAUGAUGGGGAUCAUGAUCGUUAUCAUAUGGAAGGUUUAAUGGAAAGUCCUGCAGUGGAUGAUGAUGGGGAUUGCUUCUCACCCUUACUAAUAAAUGCUACUUCUGUCAACAUUGGGGUCUACUAUAACAAGGCAGUGAACUAUACAUUGAUGGUCACCUUUGUCUCUUUCCUUCAAGUUCUUCUAUUAAUUCGGCAGAUGGAACAUGGCAACACUCAAUCCGGAGCUGCCAAAGUUUCAAUUUUAAUGAUUGGCCAACAAGCAAUCAUGGAUGCUUAUCUUUGCCUUCUACAUCUGACAGCUGGAAUACUAGUUGAAUCCUUAUUUAAUGCUUUUGCAACUGCGGCCUUUUUCAAGUUCGUAGUCUUCUCAAUUUUUGAGAUGAGAUAUCUUCUUGCUAUAUGGAAGGCAAGUAGACCCAUGAGUAAUGGAGAAGGUUGGGAGACUAUGAGGCGUGAGCUUUCGGUUCUCUAUAGUCGUUUUUAUGGGAUCCUUUUGGGAGGCAUUCUGGUCAUGUAUGAGUUUCAUAAUUUUCUGAGACCUAUUCUUCUUCUUUUGUACUCUUUUUGGGUACCUCAAAUAAUAACCAAUGUUGUUCGUGAUUCAAGAAAGCCUUUGCAUCCUCAUUACAUCUUAGGCAUGACUGUCACUCGGCUGGCAAUCCCGUUAUAUAUAUUUGGCUGCCCUAACAACUUCAUGCGUAUUGAGCCAGACAAGAGUUGGUGUAUUUGUUUGACUGUAUUUAUUGGACUCCAAGCAUCAAUUCUUCUUCUCCAGAACUACCUUGGAUCUCGUUGGUUCAUUCCUCGUCAGAUUCUUCCUGAAAAAUAUAGCUACUAUAGAAGGUUUGAUCAGGUCGCAAAUCAUGCUACAGAUUGCGUCAUUUGCAUGACUGCCAUCGAUAUUACACAGCGAUCUAAUGAUUGCAUGGUGACGCCGUGUGAUCAUUUUUUCCAUUCUGGUUGUUUACAAAGGUGGAUGGACAUAAAGAUGGAGUGCCCAACUUGCCGGCGUCCACUACCACCAGCAUAAGAGCAUCUUUUCACUUUAUGUCUAUAUCAUAUAGGACCAACUGACAUUCCCCAACUCACUAAUUCUGGUUGGGAAUAGAACUGCCUUUUUACCUUGAGUUCACCUUCAGAAGGGUGAGAUACAACAUAAUCAGUCACAAACUGUCACAGAUGCUGUAGCAGUCUGUAGCCAAUGAUUCUUGUAUUGUUUGUAAUGUAUAUUGUAUAUUUGAGUACAUUUAGCAAUUGUAUAGGUGUAAAUCCUCUUCAAUUCAAUAGUCUAGUUUAAUGCAAAACAAAUGGCAUUUGAUUUGAUGCUGUCAAUUCAAGAAAUGUGUUUUGCUU
Messenger RNA from Corylus avellana, 2527 nucleotides. Its product is annotated as RING/U-box superfamily protein. Gene Ontology annotation, biological process: proteasome-mediated ubiquitin-dependent protein catabolic process. Lineage: Eukaryota; Viridiplantae; Streptophyta; Magnoliopsida; Fagales; Betulaceae. The record is from RefSeq and is a predicted model, not a curated record. Gene Ontology annotation, cellular component: endomembrane system. Gene Ontology annotation, molecular function: zinc ion binding; ubiquitin protein ligase activity.